This is a messenger RNA of Pyricularia grisea, 99 nucleotides long. RefSeq lists its product as uncharacterized. The transcript has a single exon. NCBI's taxonomy places the organism in Eukaryota, Fungi, Ascomycota, Sordariomycetes, Magnaporthales, Pyriculariaceae. The record is from RefSeq and is a predicted model, not a curated record. The annotation marks the transcript as partial.
AAUUUGACCCGUGGCUCUUCUGGAAGUCUAUUGGUCGUGAUAUUCAAGCAGGGACAGCGCAUCAAAGUCGCCCCCCUGUGGUGGCUCAUCCCGCCAUGA